AUGGCUCGGUCAGCCGUCCUGUCACGGAGUUGCCUGAGUGCCGGGCAUCCUGUCGGGGGCUCCUCUCCUCGGGUCCCAGAGACACUUGUGGGGCGGCCUCCUGUCAGGGGCUUCCAGGUCAGUUGCAGUCGCCUGUGGUCCUGGCUCGGAUUCAGGAGUAUUGCUAAGUCUUACUUCAGAAGAGCAGGUGGUGUUUUGCUGCUGUAUGACGUUACGUGUGAGACAAGCUUUCUCAAUGUACGAGAAUGGGAAGAUACGGUUGAGGCUGCAGCCCAUGAGAGCAUUUCGAUCGUGUUGGUAGGAAACAAGGCUGAUCUUCAUGACGCUGCUGAAGCAGAGGGACAAAAACAUGUCCCAGGGUACCUUGGAGAAAAACUGGCCAUGACCUAUGGGGCAUUAUUUUGUAAAACAAACGCCAAAGAUGGUUCGAAUAUAGUGGAAGCUGUUUUCCAUCUCUCCCGGUAA
Messenger RNA from Eubalaena glacialis (North Atlantic right whale), 465 nucleotides. Its product is annotated as ras and EF-hand domain-containing protein-like. Bases 1 to 465 code for a protein of 154 amino acids. The record is from RefSeq and is a predicted model, not a curated record. NCBI's taxonomy places the organism in Eukaryota, Metazoa, Chordata, Mammalia, Artiodactyla, Balaenidae. The transcript is spliced from 4 exons. Gene Ontology annotation, molecular function: GTPase activity; GTP binding.